Aspergillus sclerotioniger CBS 115572 is the source of this 1710-nucleotide messenger RNA. RefSeq lists its product as uncharacterized. The coding region runs from base 1 to 1710 and encodes 569 amino acids. The record is from RefSeq and is a predicted model, not a curated record. NCBI's taxonomy places the organism in Eukaryota, Fungi, Ascomycota, Eurotiomycetes, Eurotiales, Aspergillaceae. The transcript is spliced from 3 exons.
AUGUUGUGCAAUACAUGCACUGCUAUGCUCUUCCAACUAAGACAAGAUCACCACCACACUACUCUGGAGUCCCUCAUCACUGCGAAAGAAGAGAGAUGCUACAUUUGCGCCCCUCUGUGGGUACAUGUACAUCAAAAGUUCGGUCCUCCUGCGGAGUUGCUGGAAUUUCCUUUCCUGUUUGUCAGCAUCCCGCCCUUUGAUCGCUCAACGGGGUUCGUCUUCAUUGUCUUUGAUUUAGUCGGAGAUGAAAGGCGAAAAGGUGAAUAUGCUUGUCAUAUUCGGACAGGCCUUGAGGUCCAAGCUGUCAACGACAUUCGCGAGAGACUUACAGAGGAUAUGCUUGACCAGGGCAUUAAAAAGACGCAGAGGUGGAUGGCUGAGUGCUUCAAGUCCCACGUGCGUUGCCAGAAGAAUACCAAUCCAACAAUCUAUCCUACGCGCCUUCUGAAGUUAGAAGAGGGCAGAGUGCGCCUCACAAUCACUGCCGAAGAGGAGCCACAAGGGCCCUAUAUUGCUCUCAGUUACUGCUGGGGCAAAGACCCAACAUUCCUUCGGCUAGAGGAUUCAACAUGCGAGGAGUUGAAGAAAGGCGUCGCCAUCUCUCGCCUUCCCACGGCAUUUCAAGAAGCGACAUGCUUCAUUCAAAACUCUCUCUGGGCGAAAUCCAGAUCCGCUAUCUUUGGAUCGAUGCUCUAUGUAUCAUUCAAGGCCAAGCUUCCAACGAAGACUGGCUCUCCGAAUGUCACAAAAUGCAUCUUGACCCUUGCUCUUGCUCGAGCCGAGAACCCGCAUCAAAGCUGUCUGGGGGGUGGUCCUCUCGGCUUGGUUUUGCCCUUCGAGGUGGCAUCGACUGAAUUCUCGUCAGAUAGUGGGAAGUGCGUGGUUUAUUCCACCACGUUCUAUGCCGAUCUGCUCUACAACCAGCCCCUUUGGUCCCGUGCGUGGGCCAUGCAGGAACGCAUUCUCCCACCGCGAGUUAACCAUCUUAUUCGCGGAUUGGAUCCAUAUUCCGAUAAACCCUGUGCACGUGAAACCGAUAUCGAAACCCUUCGUAAGCAGUGGGCAAACAUAGUGGCUGAAUAUACGAAUCGCAAGUUGACUUGUCCCGAGAAGGACAAACUGCUCGCGAUAUCUGCCCUCGCGAGACGCUGGGAGGUCGCGAUGCAGGAUGAAUAUAUCGCAGGCCAUUUCUGGAGUAUGCUGUCUUACAGUUUGGACUGGGCGAUGAAAGCCAACUCGACUCGGCCGCCGAGAAGGAUUCAAGUCGUCUGGAAGCAAGCUGAUGACGGCAGAUCCAUCACGGUCCCGAGUUGGAGUUGGGCGUCCAUGGAUGGAUGCCAGGUGCAUUCCUUGACCAAAUCGGACAGGGACUUUGUGCAUGUUCAAAGUUGGAGGCUGAUUCCAGGUCCCACGGAGGGAACCUUGGUGCCUGCAUUGACAAUACUGGCAGACGUUGCGGAUAUCCCACAGGUAGACGGAACAUAUCGGGUUAGGGAUGAUUCUUGUAUGAUAUUAAUUGACGACCCAGAGGCUGACGAUGAGACGCAUGAAUGCCGGCUUGUCCGCCUCACGUCAACUGGCGGCUUGAUAGCCAGGCGAGGGGAUUCGGUGACGGGACCGGUAUACAGGAGGGUAGGUUAUUUCAUUCUCGUCGGGAAAUUUGGAAAGAUCAUUGGGAGGAGGGAGAAAGAGACUGUCACGUUGAUCUAG